AUGGCUACCGCAUCUGCAUCCAACGUUCUCCGCCUGCCCGGAGAGGGGCUCGCGACUGGCCUCGAGCAGCUGGAGUGGGCCGAAGUGCAGAAGCACAACACGCGCGAGAGCUCGUGGCUGGUGAUUAACGACCAGGUGUACGACAUCACCAACUUCGGCCGGCGCCAUCCCGGCGGCAAGGUUAUCUACCACUACGCGGGUCAAGAUGCCACAGACUCGUUUCGGGCUCUUCACCCCGAUUCCGCCCUGGUGAUGAAGUAUCUCAAGCCCCUCCUCAUCGGUCAAGUGGCACCCGGCUCAUCCACCGCAGCAUCGAUUGUUGAUGGCGCCCGACCGGCGCCCUCGGCAUUCGUGGAGGAAUUCAGACAGGUGCGCAAAGAAUUCGAGGAGCAGGGCCUGUUCGAGGCCAGCUGGUCCUUCUUCUUCGGGAUGCUGGCCCACAUCUUCCUGCUCGAGGCUGCCGCCUACUACAGCAUCAAGCUGCUGGGCAACAGUUGGCCCGUCUACCUCCUCGCCGUCGGCCUCCUCGCCACUGCCCAGGCACAGGCCGGCUGGCUCCAGCACGAUUGUGGGCACUUGUCCGUGUUCAGGAAGUCGAAGUGGAACCAUUGGAUGCACUACAUCGUCAUCUGCCACAUCAAGGGCGCCUCGCGAGCCUGGUGGAACUGGCGUCACUUUGAGCACCACGCAAAGCCCAACGUGGUGCGCAAGGACCCCGACAUCACCUUCCCCAACCUCUUCCUUCUCGGCGACCACCUGACGCGCAAGUGGGCCAAGGCCAAGAAGGGAGUGAUGCCCUACAACAAGCAGCACCUCUACUGGUGGGCUUUCCCCCCGCUCCUGCUGCCCGUCUACUUCCACUACGACAACAUUCGAUACGUCUUCCAGCACAAGCACUGGUGGGACCUCUUCUGGAUCGCCACGUUCUUCGCGAAGCACUUCACGCUCUACGGCCCGCUGAUGGGCGGCUGGGGCGCGUUCUGGUUCUACAUGCUGGUGCGCACGGUCGAGAGCCACUGGUUCACAUGGGUGACCCAGAUGAACCACAUCCCCAUGCACGUCGACAACGACCGCGAGCUGGACUGGCCCACCCUGCAGGGUCUCGCCACGUGCAACGUCGAGGGCAGCCUCUUCAACGACUGGUUCACGGGCCACCUCAACUACCAGAUCGAGCACCACCUCUUCCCCACCAUGCCCCGCCACAACUACGCGGUGGCCAACAAGAAGGUCCAGGCCCUCUACAAGAAGCACGGCGUGCCGAUGCAGACCAAGGGCCUCAUCGAAGCCUUCGCCGACAUCGUCAAGUCGCUCGAGCACUAUGGUGAGGUGUGGAAGGAGGCCUACUACGGCUAA
Messenger RNA from Acanthamoeba castellanii str. Neff, 1353 nucleotides. RefSeq names its product fatty acid desaturase 2, putative. The transcript is spliced from 5 exons. Gene Ontology annotation, cellular component: membrane. The record is from RefSeq and is a predicted model, not a curated record. Gene Ontology annotation, molecular function: oxidoreductase activity, acting on paired donors, with oxidation of a pair of donors resulting in the reduction of molecular oxygen to two molecules of water. Bases 1 to 1353 code for a protein of 450 amino acids. NCBI's taxonomy places the organism in Eukaryota, Discosea, Longamoebia, Acanthamoebidae. Gene Ontology annotation, biological process: lipid metabolic process.